Messenger RNA from Mytilinidion resinicola, 2316 nucleotides. RefSeq names its product ATP-dependent permease MDL2. Gene Ontology annotation, cellular component: membrane. Gene Ontology annotation, biological process: transmembrane transport. The transcript is spliced from 3 exons. The annotation marks the transcript as partial. The record is from RefSeq and is a predicted model, not a curated record. Gene Ontology annotation, molecular function: ATP hydrolysis activity; ABC-type oligopeptide transporter activity; ATP binding. NCBI's taxonomy places the organism in Eukaryota, Fungi, Ascomycota, Dothideomycetes, Mytilinidiales, Mytilinidiaceae.
AUGCGCGGCUCAACCAUCGUCCUGAACAAGGCCUGGAACAGCCCGGGAAAUGGAGCUCUCUUCUCCAAGAUAAUACAGCAGCGCCCAAUUGCCCCAGCCCGUGCCUCACAGCCCUCUUUCCGCCAGCAUACGACGUCUACCGCGCUCGCAACGGCCCCACCAUGUCCACCUCUCCAGCUCUCGCCGCGAAUCCAGCCUACUUUAGCUACCGUCAUCCCUAGACAGACGCUGCUUCCAGCACGGAGAACAUUCUCGAUAUCAAGAGCGUUAGCCGAAGAACAGCGGGCAUCGCCGCCGGAAAAGCGCAAGCCAAAGUCCUACCAGGACGAGAUAAAGGAAAAGGGCAUAAUCAACCUUGAAGAGCACGAUACCGAGGAAGAGCCAGGCUUCGCAAAAUCAGAAAAGGCAACUCAAGCGCUCCAAGUCAAUCUGAGCGCCAAGUUGAGCAAAGAUGGGGCAGGGCCGGGAAAGCCGGGGAGCAUGAGCGAGGUGUGGCGGUUGAUCAAGAUCGCGCGGCCGGAGCUAGGGACGCUGGGAUGGGCAUUUGUGUUCCUGCUCGUCUCCUCGAGCGUGUCGCUCUCCGUGCCCUUCUCGAUUGGGAAGAUUUUGGAUAUUGCGACGAAGGCUGAGGGAUCUACGGAUACGCUGUUUGGACUGGAUAUGUCGACCUUCUACCUGGUUUUGGGAGGAGUGCUUGCAACUGGAGCGGCGGCGAAUUUCGGUCGCAUCAUCAUUCUCAGGAUUGUGGGAGAGAGGAUUGUGGCGAGGCUGAGGUCGCAGCUGUACAGGAAGACUUUUGUGCAGGACGCGGAGUUCUUUGAUGCGAACCGCGUGGGAGACCUGAUCUCGAGACUGGGAUCGGACACCAUUAUCGUCGGCAAGAGUAUCACGCAGAAUCUAUCGGAUGGGCUUCGAUCGGUUGUCAGUGGAGCUGCUGGAUUCGCCAUGAUGGGAUGGGUGAGCUUGCAGCUGACGGGCAUUCUCGCUCUCGUGGGGCCUCCAGUUGCAGUGGCCGCAUUCAUAUCGGGACGAAUGCUCCGCAACAUCAGUCGCAAGAUCCAGAAAAACCUUGGAACCAUGACCAAAGUCGCGGAAGAGAGGUUAGGCAACGUCAGGACUAGUCAGGCAUUUGCAGGAGAACAACAAGAAGUUGGCCGAUACAACCGUCAGAUCAGGAGAGUAUUCAACCUGGGUAAGCGGGAGGCUUUGGUUGCCGCUACGUUCUAUGGAAGCACCGGACUAAUGGGUAACCUGACGGUCAUCGCGGUUCUCUACGUCGGCGGCAGUAUGGUCAAAUCAGGAGCUAUCACUAUCGGAGAGCUAUCAUCUUUCUUGAUGUACACAGCCUACGCUGGGUCCAGCAUGGUCGGUCUUUCUGGAUUCUGGGGAGAGAUGAUGAAGGGAGUUGGAGCAGCGAGUCGACUUUUCGAGCUCCAAGACCGCAACCCAACCAUAUCACCAACUGUCGGAGAGCCUGUCAAAUCUGCCCAAGGCCCGAUCGAAUUCAAGAACGUGUCCUUCAGCUACCCUACCCGGCCUGCUGUCACCAUUUUCAAGGAUCUCAACUUCACCAUCCAACCUGGUACGAACGUCGCCAUCGUUGCGCCUAGUGGAGCCGGAAAGUCUACAGUCGCCAGUCUGCUUCUCCGAUUCUACGUUCCCAACACUGGCCAAAUCUUGAUCGACGGGCGGGAUAUCACGAAGCUGAAUGCCAAGCAGCUACGGAGGAAGAUCGGUUUUGUGGGUCAGGAGCCUGUACUCUUUUCCGGGACCAUUGCAGAGAACAUCGCGUACGGUGUGCCGCAUGCUACACGCGCCGAGAUUGUUACUGCAGCCCGCAAAGCGAACUGCCAGUUCAUUGGCGACUUUCCCGACGGACUCGAAACUCACGUCGGUGCGCGCGGCACCCAGCUCUCAGGCGGCCAGAAACAGCGCAUUGCCAUCGCGCGAGCCCUCAUCAAACAACCCGACAUCCUCAUUCUCGACGAAGCAACUAGCGCUCUCGACGCCGAGUCUGAAACUCUCGUCAACCAAGCCCUGGGAGUGCUCCUCCGCGAGCAAAACACCACCAUCAGCAUCGCACAUCGUCUCUCCACGAUCAAGCGCUCCGACCGCGUCAUCGUGAUCUCGGCUGACGGCGACGUCGCCGAGGAGGGCACGUACCGCGAGCUGGCGAAUAACCCAGACGGGGCCUUCACGAAGCUUAUGGAAUGGCAGAUCAGUGGGGGGGAGGAAGAAGAUAGGGAAAUAAUGGUGAAGGGGCCGAAGGUAACUGAGGAGGAAGAAAUCGAGGCUGAUCUAGAGAAGCCCGACGAC